AUGGCCGCCGACGACUGGCGCUACGCGAUCAACCGCCGCGAGGCUGAUGAGCGCGGCUACGCCAGCGAUAACCGGAGGUCAGCUUGGGUACAGUGGGGAGCGGGCCGAAACUCCGCGUCUGCCCACCGUGGCGAGGAUGGUCUUCGUCCCUCCGGCGCGCGUCCGCCGCAGAAACGUCGACACGGAGCAGGUGAUCUCCCCAAACCUGUCCAUUUUGUCUCGGCGGCCGUUUCGUCGUCCGAUGAGCAUGGGGAUUCUCGUAAUCUCGCAUCGUCCUCGUCUGUGGAUCCGGCUCGGCAGGCCACGUCGCCGCCGCCGGAGCCGGGGAGCCUUGCGUCCAACGCGGUGGUGGCGCAGAUGAUGAAGCGCAUGAACUACAAGGAAGGCAGCGGCCUCGGGAGGCACGGACAGGGGAUCAUCGCUCCCAUCGAGGUGGCCCUCCGCCCCAAGAAUGCCGGCCUCGGCAGCGUCGAGAGAUCCAUCAUCGGUGGAGCGGACGGGCUUCCACCACCCAGCGACGAAAACUGGUCCAAGUGGGACGAAGCCGGAGGAGCAAGGAAACGGAAGCGCGAUCGGGACGUCGUCGACGACAAGAUCCUAGCCAGACGUCUGGAGGAGAGCGCCGCCGAGGCCGUCGUGCGUGUGCAGAAGGCACUCGCGCGGGUGGCACGGUGGUCGUCGACGUCGAGUGGCCUGCUAGGAGACCUGAGACCCGGGGACGAGAUGCCGGCGGCCGCGAUCACCAAGGCCAUGAAGUGGGUGCAGGAGCAGAGCGCGUCGGGGACGCUCACGACUGGCGAGCUGAUCCGCAAGUUCGCGGCCUUGAAAGAGAAGUGUCCCCGGGAGUACACGACUUACCAGAAGAGAAGUACCGCAUGGGGCAACCCUGACACCAGCCGGCUUUGGUUGAUCCAGCCAUCCAGAGUGUACAUACAGUUACCAAAAGAUAAAUACAGGAUGGAGCAACCACUGACACCAGUUGACUUUGGUUGA
Molecule: messenger RNA, 993 nt
Organism: Miscanthus lutarioriparius
Lineage: Eukaryota; Viridiplantae; Streptophyta; Magnoliopsida; Poales; Poaceae
Source: the annotation of a GenBank genome assembly